Molecule: messenger RNA, 976 nt
Organism: Cladophialophora immunda
Lineage: Eukaryota; Fungi; Ascomycota; Eurotiomycetes; Chaetothyriales; Herpotrichiellaceae
Exons: 1
Coding region: 32-976 (314 amino acids)
Molecular function (GO): zinc ion binding
Source: RefSeq, a predicted model, not a curated record
GUCGUCUGCCGGUCUGGUUCGGUGCCAGCUCAUGGCAGCAACGAACUCUGGAAGAGCUGGCAAAGAUAUUUUUUUAUCACCGUCGAACCUCAUCAGUGGCUUUCAGCUGCUCCGAGCUUUCAGUCGCGCAAUGACUCGGAACCAGUCUCAAGCAUCAGUUCUAGACUCGAUCUUUGAGGCCCUGUCGUAUUUCUCAGACCUUGAACCCUCUCAUCAAGACAAACAACAGUCGCCUCGUCCGCAAGGCGACUCACAACUCGCUCAUAAAAAUGGCGUCCAACGUCUCCCACUAUCGGAUCAGGAGAAGGCACGUCCGGUCUUCUUAACUCUGCAUAUGCUGUUCCCUCAUGAACUGCUCCCCGCGCUUGAUCUCCUGGACCGAGGUCUGGUUACAAAGUUCUUGGUGAAGCACUCAGCCCCGGAGGUAGACGAUCAAGAAUGCGUGCCCCAAUGGGGAAGUUCUCCAGGCGGAACUCGCUCGGUGCUCGAAUGCUCUGAAGCUCAACUCCCAGCUCAACGGGAUGUCAAUGGCUGGGAAGUCUUUUACGUUCAAUCUUCAUCCGCUAUGGACAAGCAGAUUUCGAGACCACGCUUCCAUCCUCGCGGCGGAAACACCAGCGCAACAGUCCCGUUCUACGAGGUCCGCCUUGACGGUUGGAAUUGCACUUGUCCAGCAUUCAGCGUGAGUGUAUUUCAGAGUUUGAACCUGCAAUGUGAUCGGGACUCUGGAGUAUUCGAAGAUACCACUCAUCUUGCCCGAAUUAGCGGCUCGAAAUCGAAGAUCAAGGAUAACUGGGGAUUUGGUGGUACCGCCACACUGGAGGUCGCCACAGUUCCAAGCUGCAAACAUCUCGUGGCCGCUUUCCUCGCAAAUGCCGCCCCUAACUUAUUCACAGACACCGUGAAGCAGAGCGCUGUCUCGAGGGAAGAGGCCGUUGCAUGGGGAGCCGGAUGGAGUGAACACGGAGGGACUUGA